This is a messenger RNA of Aspergillus melleus, 189 nucleotides long. RefSeq lists its product as uncharacterized. The transcript has a single exon. The coding region runs from base 1 to 189 and encodes 62 amino acids. NCBI's taxonomy places the organism in Eukaryota, Fungi, Ascomycota, Eurotiomycetes, Eurotiales, Aspergillaceae. The record is from RefSeq and is a predicted model, not a curated record.
AUGUAUCCUGCCCGGCGACGCGAUGUACCAGCGCGGAUGUCUUUUGAACACGCCGUCGCCCCCUCAGUUGGCCGCGCGAAUCGGGUUUCGCCUCCCUGGGUCUUCGCCAUGGGUGACCAGUGCUUCCGCGCCGGUCGCGCGUCGAUGGGCUUCAUGCACUUUGUUUGUUCUUAUGAAAGCGGUGACUAA